CAGACGCAAGUGCUCACAGAACCUUCACCACAUGUUGAAAAGUGGCAUGCGCUCCAGAGGAGAGAUGAAGAUGCUGCACCUUUUGGUUCUGACUCUGCUCACACUGACCGGUGUUCUCUCAGAUGGUGGAUGGGGUGUGAAUUAUUCUGAGCCGAUCUGCGCUGUGAGAGGAUCUGAUGUCAUAAUUUCCUGCACUUAUUUCUACCCAAAGUCAGUGCAGCAGUUGGAAAGAGUUUUCUGGUGCUCAAUGAACUCAAAUUCAGGAACGUGUUAUGAUGGACUGUAUGUUUAUGACAGUGACUCUACUGCAGCUUCAGGAGACUUUAAGUAUGUUGGUGACAAAACAUCAAACUGUACUUUAUUAAUCAGUAAUGUACAGUUCAGUCACUCUGGAGAGUAUAAAUUCAGAUUUAUAACUGAUGUCGAGAUAGGAAGAUGGACAGGUGACCCUGGAGUGACUCUUAAAGUGGCAGUUGUGCAGGUGUCGAUGAUCAGACUCUCUGGAAACGGGACUCUAAAAGAAGGAGACUCUGUAAAUCUGACUUGCGCUGUGAACUGCACUCUCAGCUCUCCACAGUUUGUGUGGUUUAAGAACAGAGAGCGUUUACCUGAAUCAGGCUCUGUUCUUCACCUUCCUGCUCUGACUAUGAGGAACUCUGGGAAUUAUUCCUGUGCUUUGAGGAACUACGAGAACUUCACGUCUGAAAUGAUCAGCCUUGACGUAAAAGGUCUCUUUUUGUCAAGCAUGGUCUCACUUGGGUUGAUAGUAGUCAUACUGACCUUGACUGCUGUACUUUACUGCAUGUGGUCUGUCGGCACUGACCAGCAGAAAGAAGACACCUACACCACCAUUAUCUACAGUACAGUGACCACAGAAUAAUGCCUUUAAACACAAAAGUACACAAAAGGCCUAAUUUAUAGUCAUUAUCAUUAUAAAGGCACAGGCUACACAACAGAUAUGAUAUAUUUGUUAGUGUGAACUUGUUUAUUUAUUCCACUAUGCUGGUUUUCAUAAUAAACUAUUAUAGGAACAAAAGCUAGAUUCUGAUUUAUGACAAUUUCAUGCUUGGUGCCUUAUUUAUGAUUAUUUUGAUGAUGAUCUUUGAUGAGAUGAUCUUUGGUCUGCUUAUUGCUAUAUGAGCUAUUUGGGCCUUAAGAGUUCUUGAAUGGACUAUAGGAUUGAGAAUGUAAGCAUUAAAUAAACCAUA
Messenger RNA from Pygocentrus nattereri (red-bellied piranha), 1208 nucleotides. RefSeq names its product sialoadhesin-like. The record is from RefSeq and is a predicted model, not a curated record. The transcript is spliced from 5 exons. Lineage: Eukaryota; Metazoa; Chordata; Actinopteri; Characiformes; Serrasalmidae. The coding region runs from base 32 to 880 and encodes 282 amino acids.